Molecule: messenger RNA, 750 nt
Organism: Salvia splendens (bonfire salvia)
Lineage: Eukaryota; Viridiplantae; Streptophyta; Magnoliopsida; Lamiales; Lamiaceae
Product: putative UPF0496 protein 5
Exons: 1
Coding region: 1-750 (249 amino acids)
Source: RefSeq, a predicted model, not a curated record
AUGAAGCCGUCAAUUCCUCCUCCGCCGCCGAUCAUCACACCUCACCAGCCAAUUCCCGUCAUGGCUGAAGAAUUUGUUUCUGCAUUUGCCGAUGUGCAGAAGGACGAUUCGAAUAAUGAGAAAUUGGUGGAUAUUGUCCGCAGCCACUAUGAGAACAGCCUCAUCUCCCUCGCGUUCUGCUCAACUCUCCAACGCCGUCUCAACACUGAUCCUCCUUCCCUCUUCCACAAAUCCUUCCUUGAUAAUAUAUCCCGUAUCGUUGCAGACCACUCCACGAUAGAGACUACGCUUAAACCGAUGCACGAUGGCUUCGUCAAGGACCUCGAUAGCAUCGAUUUCUCCCAGAAGGUGUCUGCUGUUUUCUUCGUCGCAGCGGUCAUAAUCUUCACGGCCGCGAGUGCGAUUGCUACUGCGAACGCCAAUCCCAAGUGGGCAUGGGCGGCAGUGGCUGGGGUCGCGACGGCUGCCCCCACGGCCUCCAUCGUGUUUGGAGCGCUCGGAAAAUGGCGCCAUUCAGUACUCAACAAGAGUGAGACUGCAGUAAAGAAACAAAGGGAGAUCACCACACGUAUGAUUAAGGCCGCCGAUUACGGCAUAAAAGAUCUGAAAUCCAUCGAAAUGGUAGCGAAAAAGCUGGAGUCCUCUUACAGCAAAAGGAGAUCUGAAGAAUUACUACAAAAAGUUAAAAACUACAAUGAUGAGAUCAAGUGGGUUAAACAAAAAGUGCUUGAUAUUAUUAUCAAGCCCUAA